This is a messenger RNA of Cornus florida, 1074 nucleotides long. RefSeq lists its product as uncharacterized. Lineage: Eukaryota; Viridiplantae; Streptophyta; Magnoliopsida; Cornales; Cornaceae. The record is from RefSeq and is a predicted model, not a curated record. The coding region runs from base 1 to 1074 and encodes 357 amino acids. The transcript has 3 exons.
AUGGAUAUGUGGAACAAUAUAAGAAGAAUAAUUCAAUUAUAUGACGAUGAGGAGGACAAUGAGAGUGUCUUAAUAUUUGCUGCUCUUUUAGAAGAGCAGAACUUUUAUCAAAAGAGGCAUUGUAGGGAUUCCAUUUUACAAGGGGAAACAUAUGUUAUGGAGAUUUUAAACGGCCAUAGAGAAAGAUGUUAUGAAAAUUUUAGGAUGUACCCUGAAGUUUUCAGAACAUUGUGUAGUACCCUGAAAGGUAUAGGGCUGAAGGAUUCUAAAUUUUUAACUAUUUAUGAACAAGUGGCAAUCUUUUUGCUCACUUUAUCUCAUAAUCAAAGGAAUCGUGUUGUAGCAGAGAGAUUUCAACACUCCACUGAAACCAUUUCUAGACACUUCCAUGCUAUGUUGCAUGCAGUAUGUCAGUUGGGCACCCAUAUCAUUGCCCCUCCUAAUUUUUCUGUGAUUCCGAAUAAGAUUAGAGAGUCUUCUAGGUUUUACCCUUACUUCAGGCAUUGUGUGGGAGCUAUAGAUGGAACCCACAUUCCUGCAACUCUGCCAGCAAGCUCAGCUAAUGAUUCGAGAAUCCUAAAUGAGUAUACUGAAAAUGAGGCAAUGAACUUUCCAGCUCCACCAGCAGGUAAGUAUUAUUUGGUGGACUCAGGGUAUGCCAAUAAGCCUGGUUAUUUGGCCCCAUUUCGAGGUCAUACUUACCACUUUCAGGAAUACCGUAGGACUAGACAACCUCGUGGUCGGGAGGAAGUGUUCAAUUAUAGGCAUUCAUCUUUGAGAAAUAUAAUUGAGCGAUACUUUGGGUUAUUGAAGAUGAGAUUCGCUAUUUUGAGGGCAAUGCCUCCUUAUAAGUUUUCAACACAAGUAUUGAUUGUAAUGGCUUGUUGCACAUUACAUAAUUUCAUCAAAAAUCAGCAUCAGCCUGAUGACAUAUUUGAUGGUAAUGAUCCUCCUCAAAGUGAUGGUGAAGAUGAUGAGAUUGUUGAGCAUGUGCCUUCGGCUCAGCUUCGAGAAAUGGAUCAGUUGCGUAAUACUAUUGCUGAUCAAAUUUGGAAUUCUCUUUGGCACUCUUGA